Lagopus leucura (white-tailed ptarmigan) is the source of this 2094-nucleotide messenger RNA. RefSeq names its product family with sequence similarity 110 member B (gene FAM110B). The record is from RefSeq and is a predicted model, not a curated record. Bases 568 to 1680 code for a protein of 370 amino acids. The transcript is spliced from 4 exons. Lineage: Eukaryota; Metazoa; Chordata; Aves; Galliformes; Phasianidae.
CUUUCUCGGCCCGGCUCUCCGCUCUUCCCCGCGGCUUCGCCUCGCUCUUCAGCGGGAGGCUCCGCGCCGCGCCGGCGAAGACGGCAGUGCUGCAAGGAGCCUCUGGGAGUUCCAGGGGGAAGAGACCAGCCUCCUUUGGAGACCUUUGCUACAGGUGAAGACCUUCAAACAAGUCAAGCAGAUAUAUCAGGAGCUCAGAAGUUUUACGUCAAGCCUCCACUGGAACUUUGCAGUCUGCCAUUCAAAGCCUGAACAAGAGCUCGACACUGUGCUUUUUCAGAUCGCACAAAGGAAGCAAGGAGACUCCCACAUCUUUCAGCGAGAAGAAAGGAGGCAGUGGAGCAGACUAAUACAGACUUGUGUCUGGUGGCCUUGCAGUACAAAGGCUGCCUUUAAAAGAGAAGCACAGCGUUAUUUAAUGAGCUGUGAGAUGAGGCGCUGCUGCUAACGCUCAGAUCCCUGGAUUCAUCGGCUAUUCAUUGUGCUUAAUGUACAUGUUUCUACACCGUGCGUUUAGGAGAUCCCAGAGAAGAAUCCAAAACGGCUGCGGGGGAAAGACCACCAAACAUGCCUACAGAAACACUACCGACAGGUAGCAUGGUGAAGCCGGUCAGCCCUGCUGUGACUUUCACAUCCGCCGUCCCUCUCCGCAUCCUGAACAAAGGACCUGACUAUUUUCGCAGGCAGGCGGAGCCUAACCCCAAAAGACUGAGCGCGGUGGAGAGGCUGGAAGCCGACAAGGCGAAAUACGUCAAAAGCCAGGAGGUCAUCAAUGCCAAGCAGGAGCCUGUGAAGCCAGCAGUGCUGGCGAAGCCGCCGGUCUGUCCUGCGGCCAAGCGGGCACUGGGCAGCCCCACCUUGAAGGUCUUCAGCAACAAUGCAAAGACCGAGAGCGGUGUCCAGAGAGAAAAUCUGAAGCUAGAGAUUCUGAAGAACAUCAUCAAUAGCUCUGAAGGCUCCAGCUCGGGUUCGGGGCACAAGCAUGGUCCCCGAAACUGGCCACCCCACAGAGCCGAUUCGACGGAACUGAACCGACAUUCAUUCGCUGAGUCCUUGAAGGUCUAUCCCACACAGGGCCGUAGCAGCCCCCAGGAGAGCAGCUCCAAUGUCAGUAGAAGGCUCCUAGACCAGUCUGCAGAGACUUUCUUGCAUGUCUCUCACAGCUCCUCAGACAUUAGGAAAGUAACUAGCACAAAGCCCUUAAAAGCAAUACCUUGCAGUAGUUCAGCCCCACCUCUGCCUCCAAAACCCAAAAUUGCUGCCAUUGCCACCCUGAAGUCCCCAGAGAUUGAGGCAGUUGAGUCUGGAUGCGGAGUUAGUAGAAGACCCUCCCUACAGCGAUCAAAAUCAGACUUAAGCGACAGAUACUUUCGUGUCGACGCAGAUGUUGAACGAUUCUUUAACUACUGUGGACUGGAUCCUGAAGAGCUUGAAAACCUUGGGAUGGAAAAUUUUGCAAGGGCUAACUCUGAUAUUAUAUCCCUCAACUUUCGCAGUGCAAGCAUGAUUAGCUCAGACUGUGAACAGUCUCAGGACAGCAACAGUGACCUUAGAAAUGAUGACAGUGCCAAUGACCGUGUGCCAUACGGCAUUUCUGCUAUUGAAAGGAAUGCCAGAAUCAUCAAGUGGUUGUAUAGCAUCAAGCAAGCUAGAGAGUCACAGAAAGUGUCCCAUGUGUGAGAAAAUCCACAGGAGAAAAAGCAAGGACUGUAUCUUUGUCUGUGAAUAUUCAGUUGUGAAGGGUUGUGAAGUCUACUUGAAGUCUUGUACACUUCUCAAAUCUCUUUGUGUUGCUUGUUGUGCAAUGUUUCCAAGUUGCAUGCCUGUCAACAUGUGAACUGACCUGGCUUCCACUUGAACAAUAACCAACUGCAGAGCCUGGCUGAGCAUACACAUUAUCUGCCAAAAGUUUAAGACAAGAAUCUAAUUAGGGCUUUAGUAUAAUCAAAGUGUUUACAUGGAAAGGUUAUAUGACUUCUUUGGUAUUUAUGUGGUUCCUUGUGGGUUUUAUAUGUCACUUUUUGUCUUAAUACUGAUAUCUUCAACUGACGUUUCUAGGUUCUAAGUUGAAAUGGAAUCCCAUUCAGGGGGAGA